Messenger RNA from Scophthalmus maximus (turbot), 3254 nucleotides. Its product is annotated as zinc finger protein 345. Gene Ontology annotation, biological process: regulation of transcription by RNA polymerase II. The record is from RefSeq and is a predicted model, not a curated record. Gene Ontology annotation, cellular component: nucleus. The transcript has 6 exons. NCBI's taxonomy places the organism in Eukaryota, Metazoa, Chordata, Actinopteri, Pleuronectiformes, Scophthalmidae. Bases 906 to 3041 code for a protein of 711 amino acids. Gene Ontology annotation, molecular function: DNA-binding transcription factor activity, RNA polymerase II-specific; RNA polymerase II transcription regulatory region sequence-specific DNA binding.
AUAUGUUUAACAUGAAUCAACCCGAUAAGAAGUCACGAGGCCAAGUCGCCUUUAAGAUGCUUUUUGUAGGUCAUCUUCAGAAAUGUGUAGUUUCACUAUGACAGACCUAUGCGACAGACGCAUCAACAACAUCCGCCGUCACGUGAUGACGUAGUUCAGUGUCAGUGGGGUCGGAUUCUCUUUUCGUAAGUCCUAUGAGUCGUUGACACCUUUCCUUCACCUCAUGACGUCUCCGUUGAGGUGAAGGACAAGUGGUGAGAGAAAGGCGACAGGAAGAAAUCCAGCCUCCAGUUUGAGCGCGCCUAAAAUUUGACCCGGAUGUAAACUAUGAGUCAGCAUAUUCACUUCCUGUCCGUUUCGUUUCUCCCACAGCGGCAAGUUGGUCUCUCUGCAGCCGCAGCCGCGCAGCUGAACCUGACCGGACCUGCGGCUCCGGGUCCCGGUCAUAGACCAUCUGCUCCCGGUAAACCCGCUGCUGUCGUUCGGCGGGACAGAGCGAGCCAACAUGGCGGCGGUAAGAACUUUUAACGGUCAGACGGAGCGGAUCAUGGAGGCGGCGGUGGAGUGUGUGGUGUCCGUCCUCCAGCAGAGACUCGGACAGCGGGAGACCGACGGCGAGGACACCGGGGUGAGGACUGAGGACAGACCAGGGGACAGACGUCACAUGAUGUAAACGAAGAGAAGAGACAGACGAAGAGCUCCAGAGGGAAAUCUGCCGUCACUUCCUGCUUCGGUUAUCACAGCAAAACUCAUGACGUCGCGUUAAUGAGGCGUCAGAGUGAAACUGCUUCCGUCACACAUUGACCUAAAUAUCCUCCGACACGAAGACGGCCGCCAUCUUGUUUGUCCUGACAACAAACAGAAGAUGUUUGUUUGUUUUAACAGAACUGAACAACGUCCUCAACAUGAUGUCCAGAGAGGCUGUUCGUAAAAUCUGCAGCAUCUUCAGAGAACUGUACAUUAGUUUGGAGAAGGAAACCGAAGCUCUGAAGGACGAAGUAAAACGUCUCCAGUCUCAACUGAAGAACCAGGAAAACUCUGCAGCCCAGAAAAACCAGAGGCAAACUCUUUAUAAGAUCAAACCAGCAGACGGAUCUUCUCUGUCACUGGACAUAGACCAACCUGCGGCCAACCCCACCACUCUGGCCAUGGCCAUCCUCAACUCCACCAAUAGCACACACACAGCCGGUCGCAGCCCACAGGUCCCUUUGGUCAUCAUCAGCCAGCCGCUCCCUGGACCAAUUGCAGGGCAGAGCAGCACCAGCCCCCAAGUGCUGCAGAAGAAACCAGAUCCCCCCCCUGGUCUUGGUCUGGCCGACAUCAAGACUGAGGUGGUUUUAGAAUCAGUCCAGUCCAAGGGAUCACCACUGCCUGUGCUCACAGGUGUAUCAGUGACCGUCAGUGAGGACCUGCCCACAAAACAAGAAGAACCAGCUGUGGAUAAUCACUGUCGUGUUUUUCAGAAGACUGUUGCAGAGAAAGAAGAACAUCAGACGUGCAUGGGGACUCAGCCAGGUGUGAGUGAGGAGGCGCAGAAGGAGGAGGAGAGGAGGAGGAGGAGGGAGCUGUACAAAGAAAAGAGGUUCUUCUGUGAACUCUGUGACAAAGGUUUCCAUCACCAACACCAACUGAAGAAACAUGUGUCAUGUCAUCUGAAGCCGUUUCCCUGCGGCUCCUGCGAUAAAGGUUUCUACAAAGCCAAGACGCUGCAGCGCCACCAGCUGAGCCACGAGCUUAGGGACGCUCAGGAGAAAGACCCUGACAAGCUGCUGUGCUGCGACCAGUGCCACAGGAAGUUCAAACUGCUGCGACAGCUCCGAGUCCAUCAGGCGACUCACCGGCUCGAGAAGACGCCACUCCGGUGUCACACCUGCGACCGCACCUUCACCUCCUCUAGCGCUCUCCGCUACCACGAAGUGUCGCACGCCAAAGUCAAGCCCUUCAAAUGUGACGUCUGCGAGAAGAGCUUUAAGAGGAAGAAGACCCUCAGAGAUCACCAGACUGUCCACACUGGCGCCCGGCCAUACCAAUGUCCGACCUGCGGAAAGAGCUUCUCCACUGCCAGUAACCUCCGUGUCCACAAGAGGUCGCACUCAGACGAGCGACCAUACAAAUGCAGCGAGUGCGACAAGGCGUUCAAGUUUCGUAUGGGUCUGUUACAGCACCGCGUGGUUCACUCCGGAGAGAAACCGUUCAUGUGUCAGACCUGCGGCAUGAGCUUCGGCCUGAAAUACAACCUGCGGAGACACCUGAGGCUGCACAAUGGAGAGAAGCCCUUCAGGUGUGAUCAGUGUGGGGAGGCGUUUACAGGGACGUGGGCCCUGAAGACCCACAUGCUGGUUCACGGUGUGGAGAAGCCGUUCAUGUGCGACGUGUGUGGGAAGACGUUCUUCUACAACUGUCAGCUGCAGAAACACCAGCAGAUGGUUCAUAACAAAGACGGGAGGCAGGGGAGACGCAGGCCCACUGGGGUCACGCCGUUCUGCUGUAAGAUCUGUCUGAAGUGCUUCAGCAGUAGCACCACGCUGAGGACGCACGAGAAGUGCCAUGCCGAGAAAAAAGAGUUCAACUGUGACAUCUGCGGCCGGUCCUUCUACCAGCGACACAUGUACCUGUACCACAUGAGGCAGCACCGCGGCGACCGGCCGUACCUCUGCAGCGUCUGCCAGAAAAGUUUCAUGCUCUUAUCGCAGCUGAAACUGCAUCAGCUUCUUCACACCGGAGUCAAACCUCACAGGUGUGAACAGUGCGGCAAAGAGUUCAGGGCGCCGCAGAACUAUCACCGCCACCUGAAGGUCCAUACCGGAGAGAAGCCCUACCAGUGUGUGGUGUGCAGCAGGAAGUUCAGGCAAUCCAACCAGCUCAAGUCCCACAUGCAGAUCCACACGGGCGAGAGGCUGUACUCCUGCGACCGCUGCCGUCAAGGCUUCUCCGACUCCCGGCAGCUGAAGAAACACUGCUGCGGAGACGCCGACCCAAAGACUCUGGAACAAGGGGACGAGUUCCCCUGGACACAGGAGCUAACAAACCCGUCACUGUGACAAUAAAGAUCAAUGAGUCAUGACGUUCUACUGAAUUCAUCCCGUUGUCCCUUUAAAUCUUUUAUCAACAAAUCACAAAUACAACACCUCUGGUAACAAAUUGACCCAGAGUCGGUCAUGGUUCAUGUGAAUAAUUAAUCUGAUUGAUCCCAUUCAUCAGUAUGUUUUUAAAAUGUUUUUCAUAAAAUAAACAUAAACAUAUUGUUUGAGAAA